GUUUACCCACAUAUACGCAAUACUCCAGAUCCAAAAUAUGGCACCUGCAAUUUCAGAAUUAAAAAAGGGAUAUGUUGAAUGGGGCGAUUGAAUGAUAAUCUUUUGUUUGGGUCUAUUUGAUGCGAUGCACAAUUCGUAUUUGAGAAGCAGGUAUGUAAACACAAUUCUUUUCUAUGCAAAGAACUCUUGGAAUGACUUCUGGUCCAACAUCUGGAGUGCGGCGGAGUUCUAUGGUGAGCUGAAACAACGAAGGAGACGAAGGGGAUCCGGCAAUUGAUGUUUUUUUAAUAGGAAGCAUAAAACUGUACCGUUUUGGGAUCGGCACACCAUGCUCAUGGUGGGCCGAUCCCACGGUAUAAUUUGCGCUAAUAGUAGCUACUGCAACUAUACAUAACAAAUUAGUUAGGACUGUUUUUUCGUUUAGUUACAUAUAUGUAUACUCUUUGUAUGUAUAUUAGAAUAUAGCAUGUGCAGUUUAACGUGUAUAAAGACUCUACGUAAGAAGUGAUUCGAAAUAUGAAUGAAAAAUUCUUUUCUUCCUCCUAAUUCUAAAAUGGUAUCAGAGCGCUGAAAGUCUUCUGCCAUGGUUCUGGAAACUGAAGAUCCAAAUAAUCCGCUAUAUCUUCAUCAUGCUGAAACACCAAGACAAACUCUUAUCUCUCUGAAGCUAAUGAUGAUUGUGUUGUUCUUAAGGAAAUGAAUAAAAGGUAUGAACGAAAAUGCAUUAUGCAAUUUCUCAUGGGGACUGAAGGAAUCAUUUAAUCAAGUUAGAAACCAAAUUCUCCUCAAGGAUCCUCUUCCUAGUCUUGAUGCCAUAUUCAGAUUGAUUACAAGAAGAGGCAAAUCAAGAACUCAGCUCAUCAGCAUAUAUUCCAGCAGAUUCAAUGGCUAUGGGAGCCCAGUCAUAUAACAAGAAUAAUGGAGUUGGAAAGUCAGAAUACAAGAAGUCAGGAUAUGGACAAAACUCUAACAAUUCUGGUGUAAACAAACCAAUGUGUUGUGUUUAUUGUAAGAAGACCACACUGUUGAAAAUUGUUAUGAGUUAAAUGGUUAUCUCGCAGGACAUAAACUUGCACGUUUCAAGCCUCAGGGUCGUACUCAGCAGCAAGGAGGAUGGCAAAAUAAGACUAGGGUUGUGGCUAAUACUUCAGUACAAGAAGAGGGAAACAAUGAUCAACAGAAUGGUCAUGUUGGUUUAACUCAUGAACAAUAUCAGCAUUUAUGUCUUCUUCUCAAAGAGAAUCCUAAUGUUGCUUCAUCAAAUGUGUUCCAAUCAUCUGAAAAUCCAAACCCAUCCAUCCAAGGAUCCAAAUACCUUGAACAUGAUCGGGACAGCUGAGUUGGUGCAAGGAUUGUUUCAUAUAGUCCAAGAGAACACUCCAAAGUCCAUUGUUAACAGUCUUUCUUCUGUCAAUUCUAUAAAGUCUAAAUUGUGGCAUAAACAUUUAGGCCAUCCAUCUUUUGAUAGAAUGUUGUUGUUUCAUGAUAUUUUUAAAGAUAUUCCUAUAAUAAAGUCACAAGAACCUCG
This is a messenger RNA of Cuscuta epithymum, 1528 nucleotides long. NCBI's taxonomy places the organism in Eukaryota, Viridiplantae, Streptophyta, Magnoliopsida, Solanales, Convolvulaceae. The record is from the annotation of a GenBank genome assembly.